CGAGCCGUAGGGCGGCCCGUGCCGCGGGGGCUCUUGGGAAGUGUAGGCGGAAGAGGCCGGCCUGGCAUGAUGGAUGCCCUGCACACCACCGGGAUCCACUUCGCAGAGGUGCUGCAGGCCGGGCCGCCCUGUCUAGAAAAGUUCUGGAUCUCGGUGACCUCCCUGGCUGAUCCCAAAUGCGUCUUCACCAUCUGUUUCCCUCUCGCCUAUUUUCUCGACCGCAAGGUGGGGGUGUCGGUGCUGUGGAUCGGCCUGGUGUCAGAGUGGCUCAACGUGGUCCUCAAAUGGUUCUUAUUCGGGGAGCGCCCGUUCUGGUGGGUCCAUGAGUCGGGGCUCACCAGAAAGGAGCUGGUCACGCUGCGCCAGUUUGCCGUAUCCUGUGAAACAGGACCGGGGAGCCCCUCCGGCCACUGCAUGAUCACGGGGGCAGCCCUCUGGCCUCUUGUCACCGCACUGACGGCACUGGCAUCCAGACACUCCAGGAGCCUAGUGGUGAAGCUGAGCCCCUUUGGCGCCUACACCCUGCUCCUGCUGGCCGUGGGGCUCUCACGGAUCUUCGUCCUGGCCCAUUUCCCCCAUCAGGUGGUCGGCGGCAUCCUGGCAGGGGCAGCCCUGGGCUGGGGGCUGCAGGGUCACACCCCGGCCACCCGCACAAUGGGCUUCUUCGUGGCCGCCGCGCUGGCCCUGCUGCUUGGCUCCCUCGCCCUGCACAGCCUGGUGAUCGCCGCCGGCAUCGACAUCGACUGGUCCAUCCGCUUGGCCACAAAAUGGUGCUCCAACCCCGCCUGGCUGCGCCUCGACACCCGGCCCUUCGCCUCCAUCUGCCGGGACACUGGCAGCGCCCUGGGGCUGGGGCUAGCUGCUGCCUUCCCCCUGCCCCGGGGCGGGCAGCUGGAACCCCGGCAGCGCGUGGCCAGCGCCAUGCUGGCCUUGGUGGCCAUGCAGGUCUUCCACCGGCUCCUCCAGCCCACAGAUGUGACCCUGUGGUAUGCCACCAACUUCUUCAAGUACGCUGCUGGGCCCUGGCUGGUGACAUCUCUCCUGCCCUGGCUUGUCCUCUCCCUCGGCCGUCCGCGUGGCUCCCCCCACACCGAUUAGGGGUCCCCACCAUGUCCCGGUGAGUCCUGUGCCCCCACUCCUAGCUUUGCCCUUGGCUGUGCCCAUCGCUGGUGGCUCCUGGCCUGAGUGCAGCCACCGGUUACACGUCAGGAGGGCGCCCAUGUCCCCUCUUGGGACCACAGGCCAGUUGUUUAACCCUCGCUCCCCCCAGGGCAGUGGGACCCCCCCAGCAUGGGGCAGGCAGGAAGGUGCCCCUGUGCUCAGCAGGUCUGGGGACAGCGUAGGGACAGCCCCAGCCUUGGGGUCACCCACGAAUGGCACCAGUUUCCACUUCUCCCCUUGCUUUGCUCCCCUACCAGCUGCUCCGGUUCAGUUUCCCCCCACUGUGCUACAGUGGCUGGGGGCGGCCACCCCAUUUCUAACCAAAUAAAGGCACUAUUGCCAACCUGCCGGCCCCGAGUCCUUCAAACCGAGGGGAGACAGGCUGGGGACCCUGGGGGCAGGGCAAGCGCCUGGGCUGGGGAGUAACUGAGGGAGGGAGAUGGGACUCCCACGGGCUGGUCCCACUCCACACCCCAGU
This is a messenger RNA of Chroicocephalus ridibundus (black-headed gull), 1639 nucleotides long. RefSeq names its product glucose-6-phosphatase catalytic subunit 3 (gene G6PC3). Gene Ontology annotation, molecular function: glucose-6-phosphatase activity. The record is from RefSeq and is a predicted model, not a curated record. The transcript has 7 exons. Lineage: Eukaryota; Metazoa; Chordata; Aves; Charadriiformes; Laridae. Gene Ontology annotation, cellular component: membrane. The coding region runs from base 67 to 1098 and encodes 343 amino acids. Gene Ontology annotation, biological process: glucose 6-phosphate metabolic process; gluconeogenesis.